GGUUAACAUACACAUAUAAUUCCUAACAAAGUUCAAAGUAAUGAGGUGUUACAUUCUCUUAGAAACAUUCGUCCUAAAAUGCAAAACAAGUUAUGCCUGAGGUUUGAAAAUUGGAAGUGAAGCGGAACUGGUUUGUCUGUUGCUCUCAGCUUGAGCUCAACAUAGUGGCUCAAUAAAUAAGACUCGAAUUCCGAUGAAGCGUACAGGCACAGAACUGUCAAUAGUUAGAACUACAUUAGCAACGGUCCAAUGAAAGGAUGGGAGAUUAAUUUGAACAAAUCAUUCUGAAAAGUGCCAAAAAUAGAACUAGUUACAAUUAAAGCUACUGCCGUUCUAUGAAAACACUGCAUUAACACCUUCUGCUUAUAUGCAUCCAAAAUUAGCCUCUUUCUUUGAACAGAAGAAAUCACACCCUGCUAAUUUCAGCUUCAAGACAAAUAAUUUCUAGUUUACCGGUUUCACCAUGCCAUUAUCAGUUAACAAUCAGACCUCAAAAUUUCCUAUAUAAGUAAAUACUAAAAAUAUACGCCAGAAAAUUUUGUUAGUAGUUUGAAUGAAUUGAAGCCGGAAGAACAUACCCAUCAAUAUGCUUUUAGGGGCAGCCAGCAUGUCAGGCAACAAGGGAAAAUCCAUCGCGUACUCGCAUCACUUGGCUGAUAGUUCAUCAAGGAAUUUUUGUGCAGAAGAAGCUAAUUAUAGAAAUAAGGAGGUUGUGCAUGCUGAACAAGUUAAAAUACUUGAUAAAAGAUUGAGAAUUCUUGAAGAUGAAGCAGAGUUAAUCAAGGAAGCUUUCUUGGAGGGUGUGGAAGAAAGAAGAAAGUUGGUAAAUGCAACUCAAAACGAAAUUCAGGCUGUAAACAACCGGAAGCGUCAUCGACAUGGACUCCCGCAACUUCUAAGUGAAGAGUCAAAUCCAGCAGUUGUUAUCAGAGAACUGAAAGCUUCAGAUGCUGUUUUCCAGGAUGCUACUGAAUGUGUAUGUGAAUUCUCAGAUCGAUGAUUCCGUCUAUCUGUGAAGAUUAGAUGGCCCGGAGGCUGCAAUUUCCCCUCACGUGUGGUGCUGACUUUUUUUUUUUUUUUCAUGUACCAAACACG
Molecule: messenger RNA, 1095 nt
Organism: Lycium ferocissimum
Lineage: Eukaryota; Viridiplantae; Streptophyta; Magnoliopsida; Solanales; Solanaceae
Exons: 2
Coding region: 587-1000 (137 amino acids)
Source: RefSeq, a predicted model, not a curated record